UCAAUGUUCAUGCACUCUGUGAAGCUGCCACUGGUAAGUCUUGCAGUCUACAUCUGACAUAGUGAAUGAAUGUAUUGGUCGUGAAAGAGGAAGAUUACCUCAGCAUGGUUAUGGCCGAGUGCUAUCUUCUUCUCUCCCGAUUUGCAGCAAUCAGAGCGGCUCUGUUGAUCCAGCGCUGGUACCGUCAGUAUGUUGCCCGGCUGGAGAUGAGACGCAGGUGCACGUGGAACAUCUUCCAGUCUAUUGAAUAUGCAGGAGAGCAAGACCAGAUCAAGCUCUACAACUUCUUUGGCUUCUUGAUGGACCACUUCACCCCAGCCAGCAGUGAAAGAAACUUAAUAUCUCACAUCUUUCGGAAGAAUGAAAUCUGUCGUGACACAGAAUGGGAGAGAUAUUUUUGCUACAAGAGCAUUGAGGUUACUGAUAGCUACACCGGCCCCCAUCUGACGUUCCCCAUGACAUUCUGUGGCGUGUCAAAGCUGGUGGAGGCCUUCAAGCACAAACAACAGCUUCAUGCUCGAUAUGUUCUGCAGCUUCUUGGAGAGACCUGGAGACUUCUAAGAAUUCUCCCAAACAUCAGUCAAGUCACCGCCUGUAACAAGCAGAUUACCAUAUGCGGAGAUUUACACGGGCACCUUGAAGACCUGCUGUUGAUAUUCUACAAGAAUGGUUUGCCGUCCUCUGAGAAACCGUACGUCUUCAAUGGAGACUUUGUGGAUCGUGGUAAAAACUCUGUAGAGAUCCUGCUCAUCCUGUUUGGGUUCCUGCUGGUUUAUCCCAACGAUGUCCAUCUGAACAGAGGGAACCACGAGGACCACAUUGUUAACCUGAGAUAUGGUUUCACUAAAGAGGUUUUGGGAAAAUACAGGGUGCAUGGCAAGAAGAUCCUAAAGCUUCUCCAGAACAUUUUCAGCUGGCUGCCUCUGGCUACAGUGAUUGAUAACAAGGUGCUGAUUGUGCAUGGUGGGAUCUCAGACACCACAGACCUCGACACGAUAGCCAGAGUGGACAGACACAAAUAUGUGUCGGCUCUCAGGCCUCCUAAGCUGACACAUGAUGCAGUCAAUGGCAGUAAGACGAUGAACAACAGGAACAGGGAGACCCGUGGACCAGUGGACGGCCGGCGUCGAGUGUGUUCUCUGUCUUACCAAAGUUGGGCUCCGGAUCACAGCCACGACCUCCCGCGCCGCUCGCUCCACAACGCGUCCGUGAGCAGUCAACUCAAAUGGUCGGUUGAAGAGGAGCUAAAAAGGAGGCGCAGGCUGGCUGGGUUUGACCAGUCCUACGGAGAACUGAAGAAGUCUGACUCUGACUCAUUCACAGAGUCUGAAACAACAGAGACAGAUGAGUGGAAACAAAUAGUGGACGUGUUGUGGAGUGACCCGAUGCCCCAAAAUGGCUGCAUUCCCAAUGAGGUGCGAGGCGGAGGCUGCUACUGGGGCCCAGAUGUCACCGAGGAGGUGCUGGGAAGAAACAACCUCCAGCUCCUCAUCCGCUCCCAUGAGUGCAAACAGGACGGCUACGAGUUCUGCCACAACCGCAGGGUGCUUACUAUAUUUUCAGCGUCUAACUACUACGAGGUGGGCAGCAACAGAGGAGCCUACAUCAGAAUGGGACCCGAUCUAGUCCCCCACUUCAUUCAGUAUCAGGCCAGCACGACAUGCAGAGAGCUCACCCUGAGACAAAGUGUUGGGUGGACAGAGAGCUCAGCGCUGCGAGCUCUGAAGGAACAACUGUUCGUACAUAAGUCCGAUCUCAUCAGUGCCUUCCAGGAGUUUGAUCCCAACAACAAAGGGGUGAUCUCUUUAAGGCACUGGGCCAGCACCACAGAGAGAGUCCUGAAUCUGGGUCUGCCCUGGAGGGUGCUGCGCCCUCAGCUUGUCAGCAGCACCCAGUGUGGCAUGGUGGACUACCAGCAGUGGAUAAGGGAGCUCUCCAUCACUGAGCCCAAACUAGAGAUCUCAGAUAACAGCAUCCUGGAGACUAUGUACAAGAACCACGCCAACCUGGAAACCAUCUUCCGAAUCAUAGACACAGAUCACUCAGGUUUGAUCUCUUUCAAGGAGUUUCAUCAGACCUGGGAACUCCUGAGCUCUCAUCUUAAGACAGAGAUCAGUGCCAAGGCCAUCACAGACCUGGCUCAGAGCAUCGACUUCAACAAAGACGGGAGCAUCGAUAUCAAUGAGUUCAUGGAGGCUUUCCGGCUGGUGGACAUCUCUGCACAUACCUGAGAGUCUGGACCAGAAGCUGUACCUGCUGCAUAGAGAACACCAAGAACAGUUUUGGAUAGUAGUUCACCUGGAUACACAUCGAUGGAAAUGGAAAUGUUUAGCAGUUUCGCAGCCUUCAACCUUGAUCUUUUCUACCACUUAUUAUUUUACCUUUUUAUAAUUAAUCUCAGAAGUUAGUGUAACUCAAUGAUCAAUGUUUAGUUAUGCAUAAAAAUCAUCAAAUACGUAUUAUGUUGUCUCGACAUACAUGAAAUAAGUUCAAAAAGGGGGUGUGGCAGUGAGAGUGGCCUUUAGCAAAAGCACAUAUUCUCCCUUUAAAAUGUUAAUUUCAUUACAUUAGAAUAAGAGCCCAAAUUGGCUCUUUGUCAUGUACAGAGGUAUUAAACCAUCACUGUAGACAUUUUUUAUAUAUAUUAUUAGUAUUAGCUUGUUUAAAGUAACACGGUGUCAUUUUAUCUACCCGUGUUUUGCAUGCAACUUCUCAUUCUGCAAAACGAGUGAGUAGUCAUCUGUCACUACUUCCAGUGUCCUUUACUUCUACCUGUGUGUAAUUCAGACCCCUGGGAUAUCGGUGACUACUAUACGAGGGGAUAUAAUCUUUUGGAAAGCUGCUUAAUCACUUCAACUGCCAAUCAGUCCGAAUCCAGGACAUAAAUCCUAUCAACUCAAGCCCUACUUUGAUGAGAUGUUGGAAAGGGCUUGUCUGAAAGUGACGUGAGAUGUCCCAUACGAGUACCACAACAUUGCAACUGUAUGUAACCUCUUCAGAUUAAAGAGAGGAUGCGGUUAGUCGGGCAUGUAAGUGCCGUUGUUCAUAAAGAAAUGCACAGUUUACCUUUUAGGACUGUACUGAAUAGUUUAAAGCUUCAUCCAUAACGUUACCAUUCAAAAUCAACAUUUGAAUACUGCACAUCAUUUUAUUUUUUAAUGUCUUAUUUUAGUUUAAACUCGUUUUUUCUGCAAUUACAGAUACAAUAAUAUUCUACUAUUUGUAGAAUAAGAUUCCAGUCUUUCAAAAAUCAUUUUCAGUUUGCUCUCCGGCACACA
This is a messenger RNA of Cottoperca gobio, 3278 nucleotides long. RefSeq names its product protein phosphatase with EF-hand domain 2b (gene ppef2b). Gene Ontology annotation, molecular function: calcium ion binding; manganese ion binding; iron ion binding. Bases 66 to 2231 code for a protein of 721 amino acids. The transcript has 15 exons. The record is from RefSeq and is a predicted model, not a curated record. NCBI's taxonomy places the organism in Eukaryota, Metazoa, Chordata, Actinopteri, Perciformes, Bovichtidae. Gene Ontology annotation, biological process: detection of stimulus involved in sensory perception; negative regulation of MAPK cascade.